AUGAGACGAGAACAUAAACAGAGAAUCACUGUUGUGGGUGCUACAAGUGGUGAUACUGGUAGUGCUGCUAUUUGUAGUAUUAGAGGUAAAAAGGAUGUUUCAAUCUUCAUUUUACAUCCUAAAGGUAGAGUUAGUCCGAUUCAAGAAGCUCAAAUGACUACUGUCUUAGACCCUAAUGUCUUUAACUUGGCUGUUGAGGGUACAUUGGAAGAUU
Melampsora larici-populina 98AG31 is the source of this 214-nucleotide messenger RNA. RefSeq lists its product as uncharacterized. The record is from RefSeq and is a predicted model, not a curated record. Gene Ontology annotation, biological process: L-threonine biosynthetic process. The annotation marks the transcript as partial. The transcript is spliced from 2 exons. NCBI's taxonomy places the organism in Eukaryota, Fungi, Basidiomycota, Pucciniomycetes, Pucciniales, Melampsoraceae. Gene Ontology annotation, molecular function: threonine synthase activity.